This is a messenger RNA of Condylostylus longicornis, 2893 nucleotides long. RefSeq lists its product as uncharacterized. Gene Ontology annotation, biological process: carbohydrate metabolic process. NCBI's taxonomy places the organism in Eukaryota, Metazoa, Arthropoda, Insecta, Diptera, Dolichopodidae. The record is from RefSeq and is a predicted model, not a curated record. The transcript is spliced from 4 exons. Bases 103 to 2481 code for a protein of 792 amino acids.
UUCAAGUUUUUAAUAGUGUUGCUCUCGCAAAAAAGUUAUAAUUUUUUUUCUCAUACCAAAUGAAAAAUAAAUUAUUUAUUUUAUAACGAACUUAUUUUUGAUAUGUUCAAAACCAUUUCCCGUGCAAGCAGCUUUCUUCUAAGUAGAAAUUCUCGAUUAUUUGGAAGAAGUAACGAAAGAAAUAUUCAAGUAAACUCCAAUACAAAUUAUUGUCCACAUUUAACUUUUCUAUCAAGAUCUGGAAUGGCUACAAGUUCAGCGUCAUCGGCAGGAACAUCUUCAGGUGAACCAAAAUUUACUAAUCGCUUGGCACAAGAAAAAUCUCCAUACCUUUUGCAACACGCUCAUAAUCCAGUUGACUGGUAUCCAUGGGGUGAUGAAGCAAUACAAAAGGCUCGUGAUGAAAAUAAAUUGAUAUUUCUUUCUGUUGGUUAUUCGACUUGUCAUUGGUGCCAUGUGAUGGAACAUGAGUCUUUUGAAAAUGAAGAAGUGGCGAAAAUAAUGAAUGACAAUUUUAUUAAUAUAAAAGUUGACCGUGAAGAAAGGCCUGAUAUUGAUAAAAUUUAUAUGAAUUUUGUCCUUAUGAUCAAUGGUAGUGGGGGUUGGCCAAUGUCAGUAUGGUUAACACCAGACCUUGCUCCAAUAUCUGCUGGAACUUAUUUUCCUCCAAAAGACAGAUGGGGUAUGCCAGGGUUUUCAACUGUCUUAAGAACUAUUGCGGAAAAAUGGAAAAAAAAUCAAACUGAACUUAAAGAAACUGGGUCAAAAAUAAUUAAAGUUAUAGAAAAGAACUUAACCGAAAAGCCGGCAGAAGCGCUUGAUCCUGAGUCUGCCGAAGCUAAACUAGACUUGGCCAUAAGAAUUUAUAAAAGAAAUUAUGAUGAAGAGUAUGGUGGUUUGGGUAAUCAUCCAAAAUUUCCUGAGGUUUCUCGUCUGAAUUUACUUUUUCAUGCAUAUACAAUUAAAAAAGAUCCUGAAAUAUUACAAAUUGCACUAAAUACUUUGGAAAAAAUUGCAAAUGGUGGCAUACAUGAUCAUGUUUUUGGUGGUUUUGCAAGAUAUUCUGUAGAUAGAAAAUGGCAUGUUCCACACUUUGAAAAAAUGUUGUAUGAUCAAGGCCAGUUAAUGUCAGCUUAUGCGAAUGCAUAUAAAAUAACACGUAACGACUUUUAUUUAGAGACAGCGCACAAUAUAUUUGAAUAUUUAAUGAAGGAUUUGUACCAUCCUUAUGGAGCUUUUUAUUCUGGUGAAGAUGCAGAUUCUUUACCAACAGCAGACGACAAACUCAAAGUAGAAGGAGCGUUUUAUGCAUGGACAUGGGAUGAAGUUCGUGAAGCUAUAGAAAAUAAUGCGGGCAAAUUUGAAAUUGACGCAAAAAAAGCGUUCGAAAUUUAUUGUUAUCAUUAUGAUAUUAAUGAAACAGGAAAUGUAGAGCCCGCAAGCGAUCCUCAUGGCCAUUUGACUGCAAAAAAUAUUUUGAUUGUAAGAAAUUCAAUUAAUGAUACUGCUAAAAAAUUUAAUAUUGAAAUUCCUAAAUUGAAACACACACUUUCUGUUGCAAAUGAUAUACUACAUAAAAUUCGUGACAAAAGACCACGUCCACAUUUGGAUACUAAAAUUAUUACUUCUUGGAACGGAUUGGUUUUAUCUGGGCUUUCCAAAUUAGCAAAUUGUUUCAGUGGAAAAAGAUCAGAAUAUUUGAGUGCAGCUGAAAAACUAGUUGAUUUCAUAAGGAAUUUUUCGUUCGACAAAGAGAAACAAAUUUUGCUAAGAUCAUGUUAUGGAAAGGGAGUUGGUGACAAUUCUACAGAAAUUCUAUCAGAACCAAUUGCAGGAUUUUUAGAUGAUUAUGCGUUUUUAAUACGAGGUCUCCUAGAUUAUUUCCAAGCUUCUAUGGAUCCUAAUGCUCUACUGUGGGCAAAAGAAUUGCAAGACAUACAAGACAGUUUGUUCUGGGACACUGUGAAUGGUGGCUAUUAUUAUUCUCAAGAAAAUUCUCCAAACGUUAUCGUAAGACUUAAGGAAGAUCACGAUGGUGCUGAACCUUGUGGCAAUAGUAUAGCUGCACGUAAUCUCCUUUUACUUUCUGUUUAUUAUGAUGAACCAAAAUAUAAAGAUCAAGCUAAAAAAUUACUAAAUUUCUUCAGUGACGUUAAUCCAUUUGGUUAUGUUUUACCAGAAAUGAUGUCGGCACUGCUGUUACUUGAUCAAGGGUUUAAUCUCUCUGCCGUAGUUGGUCCAUCUUCUGAGGUUACAGAACGUUUCAUAAACAUUUUACGAAAAUACUAUGUUCCAGGUUUAAUAAUGGUUCACUUUGACCCAGAAAAAGAAUCUUUUAUUAGACAAAAUUCUCGGGAAAAAUUCAAAAUGAUUAAAAACACAACAACUGUUUAUAUUUGUCACAAUAAAGUCUGUCAAUUACCAAUGACAUGCCCAGUGAAAUUAGAGGAAAAUUUUAAUUUGAAUUAUUUGGCGAAAUAAGUAAAUUUGCAAUGUCUGAAAUUUGGGUGUAUCUUAUUUUUUUUCUGUAAUUCUGAUAUUUAUUAAGUACCUGGUAUUUUUCCUUCAUGGAAGUUUUAUCCAAUGAUGUUACCGAAUUCAUUUAUUAAAAAAAAAAUAAGAGAUGAAGCCUAAAGAAUCGUAACUGUAAUAUUUAGGCAAUUCGAACUUUUAGAGUUAUUAAUGUAUUUUUUCUUUCAUUUAAAUUUUAUUAUUUUUUUCCUUUUGCGUUAAAAAUAAAAUGUUUUCAUAUUUACUAAAGACUUCUAAAGUUCAAAGCUAUUUUAUUUUUGGAUAUUAUACUCAUACUUCUUACUUUUUAAUGGAUUCCUUUGAAAUAGGAAGUAAUUUGUAUAUUUUUAUGCUAUAAGGAAAAUAAAUAAAAACCGACAUU